Molecule: messenger RNA, 3193 nt
Organism: Chinchilla lanigera (long-tailed chinchilla)
Lineage: Eukaryota; Metazoa; Chordata; Mammalia; Rodentia; Chinchillidae
Gene: Ptbp1
Product: polypyrimidine tract binding protein 1
Exons: 14
Coding region: 109-1782 (557 amino acids)
Biological process (GO): regulation of RNA splicing; mRNA processing; regulation of cell differentiation
Cellular component (GO): nucleus
Molecular function (GO): mRNA binding
Source: RefSeq, a predicted model, not a curated record
UGUGCGGGCGUCUCCGCCAUCUUGUGAGUCUAUAACUCGGAGCCGUUGAGUCGGUUCCUGCUAUUCCGGCGCCUCCACUCCUUCCCCCGCGGGUCUGCUCUGUGUGCCAUGGACGGCAUCGUCCCAGACAUAGCAGUUGGUACAAAGCGGGGAUCUGACGAGCUCUUCUCUACGUGUGUCACCAACGGGCCCUUUAUCAUGAGCAGCAACUCGGCCUCUGCAGCAAACGGAAACGACAGCAAAAAGUUCAAAGGUGACAACAGGAGCGCUGGCGUCCCCUCCAGAGUAAUCCACAUCCGAAAGCUGCCUGGCGACGUUACCGAGGGCGAGGUGAUCUCCCUUGGGCUGCCCUUUGGGAAGGUCACCAAUCUCCUGAUGCUGAAGGGGAAGAACCAGGCUUUCAUCGAGAUGAACACGGAGGAGGCGGCCAACACCAUGGUGAACUACUAUACCUCAGUGACGCCUGUACUGCGUGGCCAGCCCAUCUACAUCCAGUUCUCCAAUCACAAAGAACUCAAGACCGACAGCUCCCCGAACCAGGCGCGGGCGCAGGCAGCACUGCAGGCUGUGAACUCAGUCCAGUCGGGGAACCUGGCCCUGGCUGCGUCGGCUGCCGCCGUGGAUGCGGGGAUGGCGAUGGCUGGGCAGAGCCCUGUGCUCAGGAUCAUUGUGGAGAACCUCUUCUACCCUGUGACCUUGGAUGUACUGCACCAGAUCUUCUCCAAGUUUGGCACCGUCUUGAAGAUCAUCACCUUCACGAAGAACAGCCAGUUCCAGGCGCUGUUACAGUACGCCGACCCUGUGAGCGCCCAGCACGCCAAGCUGUCUCUGGAUGGGCAGAACAUCUACAACGCCUGCUGCACGCUGCGCAUUGACUUCUCCAAGCUUACCAGCCUCAAUGUCAAGUACAACAACGACAAGAGCCGCGACUAUACACGCCCAGACCUGCCCUCUGGUGACAGCCAGCCCUCGCUGGACCAGACCAUGGCCGCGGCCUUCGGUGCACCUGGUAUAAUCUCAGCCUCUCCGUAUGCAGGAGCUGGUUUCCCUCCCACCUUUGCCAUUCCUCAAGCCGCAGGCCUGUCUGUCCCCAAUGUGCAUGGAGCGCUGGCGCCCUUGGCCAUUCCCUCUGCGGCGGCGGCAGCAGCGGCAGCAGGUCGCAUCGGCAUCCCAGGCCUGGCGGGGGCCGGGAACUCUGUCCUGCUGGUCAGCAACCUUAAUCCAGAGAGAGUCACACCCCAAAGCCUCUUUAUUCUUUUCGGCGUCUACGGUGAUGUGCAGCGGGUGAAGAUCUUGUUCAACAAGAAGGAGAACGCGCUGGUGCAGAUGGCGGAUGGCAGCCAGGCCCAGCUGGCCAUGAGCCACCUGAAUGGGCACAAGCUGCACGGGAAGCCAAUCCGCAUCACAUUGUCGAAGCACCAGAACGUGCAGCUGCCGAGGGAGGGCCAGGAGGACCAGGGCCUUACCAAGGACUAUGGCAACUCGCCCCUCCAUCGCUUCAAGAAGCCUGGCUCUAAGAACUUCCAGAACAUCUUCCCGCCCUCUGCCACACUGCACCUCUCCAACAUCCCGCCCUCAAUAUCCGAGGAAGACCUCAAGAGCCUCUUCUCCAGCAAUGGGGGUGUGGUGAAGGGCUUCAAAUUCUUCCAGAAAGACCGCAAGAUGGCGCUGAUCCAGAUGGGCUCAGUGGAGGAGGCCGUGCAGGCCCUCAUUGAUCUGCACAACCACGACCUGGGCGAGAACCAUCACCUUCGGGUGUCCUUCUCCAAGUCCACCAUCUAGGGUGGGCCUGUGGCCAGGCGCCAUGGCGCCAACUUCCGUCAUUCCAGAAAAAAGCCACUUUAAAAAGCAGCUGAAGUGACCUUAACAGACCAGAGAUUUUAUUUUUUUAAAGAGAAAUCAGUUUACCUGUUUUUAAAAAAAUUAAAUCUAGUUCACCUUGCUGACCUUGCGGUGACGUGACAGCUCAGGCUCCCAGGGGCGGCGGCAGGGGUCUUCACUGCCCCAGCGUGGCGGGCCCAUGGGAGGGCACCCAGAUCACAGUCUGCUCUCGCGUGCCUUAACCUGCCUGCCUCGGCCACACCACCUGCAGGCCAAGUCAGGCCAGGCCAGGCUCUCGCCUGGCAGCCACCAAGCAGCCUCCGGCUCCCUCCCACGAGAUCAUGUGCCCAGUGCUGGGUGGGAGCCUGCUGGCCAAGGCCGGUUGACCCCCCCACCCCACUUAAUCAAGUGAUGGAUCAAGUGAUUCUCCCCUGCCCAGCCCCCCAGGUGCCGCGGCGCCUCGCCCGGCCAGGCCCAGAGGGCACCGACCUGCUGCCUCAGCUGUGGAGCCCUCAUUGUAAUCUCUGUAUCAUACUCUGGCUGCAGAUGCUGUGCCUAGCAAUAUCCAGUUGACCAAAUAUUCUAAUCUUUUUUCAUUUAUAUGCAAUAGUUUUAAGUAACUUUUUAUAGCAAGAUGAUACAAUGGUAUGAGUGUAAUCCAUGCUUCUCGUAUUACUUUGUAUGCUGUACUUUUAUUUUAUUCCUUGUAAUUAAUGAAGUCACAGGCAGGAUCCGGUCUCCAGCGCUGGCGACGCCCGGCACUCAGGAACCUGAGGCCAGGAGCCAGGUUUCCUCGCAGGACCUGGGCUGGCGCCCGCCUUCCUCCACCUGCAGUUGCCUUAUCCAGCUCCACUUGCAAUCUGCCUAGACAAACAGUGCGGGCUGUUUCAGGGUGUUUCCUUUUCCUUCAAAUUUUGGACCAAAGUUUUAUUUCUGUUUCUUGUCUGCCUCUGGUGCUGGGGCCCAGGCGGUGGGACCAGCGUCCAGCCCACUGCACUCUCCACCACCCUCUGGGUCGCCCCAGCAGCAGGCAGGGGUCUCCUUGGAUCCUGAGUUCCUUAGCGGAGUGUAACAAGGGUGUAAAUAUUUGUGAUUUUUUUAUACCUGUUGUCAGACACGGAGGCAGCGCGUUGCAGUUUUUUACGGUGACAGAUGUAUAUUUUGAUAACGGCGGUUACCGGCUCAGUGUUGCACACAGCAAGCCGAGGCCACACAUUCCACUCGCCCGUCCCGAUGGCUUGUAACGGGAAGAACUGAUUAAAACUUUUAUAACAAACUCCAGCCUUUCCUGUAGACCUUUCUUGCUGUUCACAUUGUAGAAGGCAGUCAGCCAGUCUGUACCUGGACUUUGAAUAAAUUUCUAUGUCCUGCG